UAAGCCGCAAAACUAUUAACCAAAUUAACUCGCAACAACACCCAAACUUGAAACCUGGCUUUUCUCCCUCUCUCUUGAUGGCACUCAUCUUCUCUUCCUCGUUGUUGCUGAUCAACACCGACCAAUGGGGGAGCCAACAUCAUCACACACCGCCAAAGCUUCUUCAACAACACCUCCCCCACCACCACCAGUACCCCUCUCCCCCAAAAUCUCCCUCGUCCAACCCUCCCAGAAGAAGAAACACAAACCCAAAAUGGUUCGCGUCUUCCGCUCUGUCUUCCGUUCCUUACCCAUCAUAACCCCCGUAUGUAAAUUCCCCUCACUUCCCGCCGGCAUCCCCGACGGCCACCACCACCACCACCAUCUCAGAACCGUCAAUGGAAGCAGCGGCGGUACGAGGGUAUCGGGCACGCUAUUCGGAUACCCUAAGGGACGUGUGAGCCUGUCCGUUCAGGAGACUCCAAAGUGCUUCCCCACGGCAGUGAUCGAGCUGUCCAUGCAUACCAGCGCGCUGCAGAAGGAGAUGGCAGCCGGGAUGGUGAGGGUGGCGCUCGAGUGUGAGAAGCGGUCAGAGAAGGACAAGACGAGGUUGUUGGAGGAGCCGUUGUGGACAAUGUUUUGUAAUGGGAAGAAAACCGGGUACGGUAUGAGGAGGGAGGCGACGGAGGAGGAUCUUAGUGUGAUGGAGCUCCUCAAGGCCGUGUCGAUGGGUGCCGGCGUUCUUCCGAUGAGGUCUGGCGGCGGUGAUGAUGUGGAUGGUGGAGAGAUGACUUAUGUGCGAGCACCUUUUGAGCAUGUCGUGGGGUCGAAGGAUUCAGAGACUCUUUACAUGUUAAGUCCAGAUGGGAAUACUGCUGGGCCUGAGCUUACUAUAUUUUUUGUCAGGAUUUGAGAAUUGAUCCCAUGUUAAUGUAGAAAGGUCUAAUAAAUUUUAUGAGGUUCAGAUUUCAGAGGUUAGAAUGUGACAGAACUAGGAUUGUAAAUGAUUGUAUUUGUAUACUAAUGCAUCAAUGAUAUUAUAUAUAACUUAUUUUGUGUUUGUGUUUGAAUCGUUUGCAUGGCUAAUGUCUGUUGUAUAAUCAAUUGAUUAAUUAAUGUAAUUUAGUUUUGUGUUCUUACAA
Molecule: messenger RNA, 1121 nt
Organism: Lotus japonicus
Lineage: Eukaryota; Viridiplantae; Streptophyta; Magnoliopsida; Fabales; Fabaceae
Product: protein MIZU-KUSSEI 1
Exons: 1
Coding region: 125-892 (255 amino acids)
Biological process (GO): hydrotropism
Source: RefSeq, a predicted model, not a curated record